UCUAGUAUAGUAUAUUUCCUCAUUUAAAGUGUAUAUAAGACAAAAAUAAAUUGUAGACUAAACAAAACAUUUCUGUACACCGUUAAAUAAAGAUACGCAUACAUUCAAGGUAUAAUGGAAGGGAAAGCUGUUAUCAUUUUCUUUGGAUUUAUAGCAUGUGCUUUUGCUGUAUAUUCACCCAAAGGCGGGAAAGCUUGUGAAAUUGAAUGCUCGAGUCAUUCAGAAUGUCCAGAAGGUCACAGUUGUCAAACUGAAGGAUGUGAUCGUAUGUGCAGACCUAGAAGAGUAAUUUUAUCAAAUUCAGCAGUUAGAUCAGACAUGAUUUCAUCUGGAUGUCUUCAGAGAUGUAUGGACCGAGGUAACCUAGGUUGCAGAAGUCUGUGUCAGCGUAGUGAAGAUUUAUUAUCGGGAGGCCAAAUCAAUCCUGGCAGAUCCUUAGACAGUAGAUUCCAAGAUGCUUUAGUAGAUUCUAUACGGUCAGAUAGUCUUGUUAGACAUACCUCAUCAUUAGGUGAUUCUAUUCGGUCAGGUAGUCUUGUUAAACAUAUGUCGCCAGUAGGUGAUUCUAUUCUGUCAGAUAGUCGUCUUGGACGUAUCUCACAAGUAGGUGAUUCUAUUCGGUCAGGUAGUCUGGUUAAACAUAUGUCGCCAGUAGGUGAUUCUAUUCUGUCAGAUAGUCGUCUUGGACGUAUCUCACAAGUAGGUGAUUCUAUUCGCUCAGGUAGUGUUGGAAGACAUAUCUCGCCAGUAGUUUCUAUAGGGUCAGGCAGUCUUCUUGGACGUAUCUCUCCAGUAGGUUCUAUUCGGUCAGAUGAUUUAGUUGGACGUAUCUCGCAUGUUGAUUCAAUUUUAAAUAAAGGCUGUCAAAAUACAUGCAUUUCACGAGGCUGCAACUUUAACGAGGAAUGUGUAACAAGAGGUGGAUGUUCUGUAUGUGUUCGUGCCAAGACCUACGCAUAAAAAAAUACAACAGAUGACAUAAUAUAUUGUGCAAUAUUGAACUGAUAUUUAUCCAUGUAUCGUGAUAUUUUAUAAUUUUGUAUUGAUACACAAAUAAAGUAUUUAUUAUAGCAGA
Molecule: messenger RNA, 1075 nt
Organism: Mytilus trossulus (common blue mussel)
Lineage: Eukaryota; Metazoa; Mollusca; Bivalvia; Mytilida; Mytilidae
Exons: 3
Coding region: 115-960 (281 amino acids)
Source: RefSeq, a predicted model, not a curated record